CUGCCCAGGGGGAAGGGCUAGCAGAUCAUUCAUUACUGAAAAUUUCCUUGGCUAAGCAUUAAAAAAACCACAAGCACCUGUUCGCCAUGCCCACCAAUGAAAUGCCAGCUCCUGGACCAAAUGCAGAUGGAAGAAAAAUGAGCGGUCCCUUGUGUGCAGGACCUGUCAGCAAGGACCAUUCAGCGAUUCCUGUGUUAAGGGGCACAUCAAGGAUGCUUGACCACAUGAGGCCUGUUUCUUCCUCCCUGGAGUACAGUUUUGUUCCAGAGGAGAUUUUCCGAACCCUGGCCUGUGCAAGCAGUUCUCUCAGCAGUCCAGAAUACUUAAAAUCCCACCAAACAGUAAAAAACACAAUGGGCUUCAGGGGCUGCCUGCAAACUCCAGAUCGGCUUUGGCAUUAUCCUAAUCGUCGGAGCAAGUUCAGACACCUGACAGACCACCCUGUCAGCUUGACAGGCGCUGGAAGGGAUGUCUCUUACCUUUGUGAUGUUGUGACUCGGCAGGAAGACAGGAAAAUGAUGGCUCUCAAAAGCUCUUUCUCUGAGAGUCAUCAGGAACAGAGACGGAGCAGCCGUACGGUCCCAAGUAGUCCUCAAGCAACCCUAGCACAUAGUCUGGUUCCCAAGGAAUUUCACAUCGUGAAGAACAGGGGAGUUUUGCCCUUGAAGUACUUCGAUGAUAAAUACACAACUCUGCUUGAAGACCAUAAAAAGAAGCUAUGGCUGUUUCCAUCCAUGAAACCUGCUGGGAGGUUAGAAGUCAUCCAGCUGAUGGAGGCAAUGGACAACAUGUUGGAAAAAGCGGGAGUAGAUGAGCUAAUCAGAGUAACAGGACCUUCACAGCUGCACAACGUGCUGGAGCUACUGAAGGCGGAACAGAACAUUUACAACAUAGUUUUCCAUGAGCUGAUUCGGCAGGUCAGCGUGGACUGCGUGGAGAGAGGACAUCUGCUUUCUAAGCUCAGGCAGAGGUAUGUGGAUCUCCUGGAGCGGAUUCCUCAACAGAUGAAGACUCUCUACAAAAAAAUGAUGGCACAGCAGUUGCUUGACAGACAUAUUACAAAGGAACUACUCUAUUUUAAGGAGUCUGUUGAACAGCUGACCAGUGAGCUGUAUGAGGUACGAGAACAUGACCGCAAGGUGACCAGAGAAGCAGAAAAAGCUCAAGAGGAGCUAGCUGCAGCCAUGCAGGAGGCUGAGGCAAAUGCAAACCUUUUGGAACAGUAUCGGGAGUUGUAUGAGUUACAGAGGAGAAGACUGGAGGACCAGGUUCUGCUGGUAGCUCAAGAGAGAGACAUCUGGAGCUCAGCUGCAUAUGACCUGGCUCUGAAGAUAAUAGAUAGAAACCAGCUCACAUUGGUUCGCAGGCUCGAUGUUAGUGGGAAGACACUUACCAAAGUUCUCAAGCAUUUCAUAGUCCUGUUGGCCUCAAAGGACACGAGAGACCUUGCUGAUCUGCAGGAAGAGGCAGAGCAGUUCAGAGAAAUGUUGGGUCGCGUUGGAGCAGAAAUAGAGCAUUUGGAGGAGUCCAGCAAGGAAAAACUGCAAAUUGUGUGCCGCAGUCUCAACAAGUGGCUUCAGUACCGUGACAGUAACUUUUCCUCUCAGAUGAAUGAAGAGCUAUUGGAUGAAAUCAUACCAGAUAUGAAGAUCUUGAUAAACAUGCUGAAGGAAGACGUACAGCAGUAUGGAGGAGGGGUGUACCUAGCGAAGACAGAAAGUCUCAGGAGUGCUGCCAGGCUACAGGAACACUGGACAGAGCUAGGACAAACAGUGCUGAAUCGACACCAGGACUUCACUGGGGCAUUGCCUCCACAGCAUGCUGCCCUGGGAGAAAUAAACCAAAGUGCACGUGAACUCUACCAGCAAUACAAUAUACGGAUAAGUGGGAAUAAUGGCACAACUAUGUUUUUGACAGCCUUGGUGAGAAGUAUGGAAGAUUGGUUAUUUAAGGUGCAAAAGCUGAAGAAAGGUUCUGGCAUGCACAAAGCUGAGCUGCAGGCAUUUUAUCACAGGAUUCCUUCAUGGCUGGCCCAGGUGGAUGCAGUGAUGAGCUUUAUAGGCUCUGGCCAGUUGCAUGAAGCUAGGAAUGAUAUGGAACCACAUCUCCCGGUGGUACCUAGAGAAUUUUUUAAGAUGAUUCAGCAAUGGAUUCUGUCCAUGAAUAAUGAGGUUGAGAAGAGUAUCAUGCAUCUUAAUGAAGAAGUGACUGAACUGCACAGAAACCUGACCCUGUGGCUGGUGAAUUUGCUGCGACAUGUGACAGCAGACCGCUUGUUCUGUGAGUGUCCCCAGCAGCAGGAGUCAGAGACUGAGAUGGACAAGGAGCUCAGGCUUCUGAGUGCUCAUAAACUACAGGAUGAAGCUAAAGAGCUGGUUGCCAAGAUGUGCAGGCUGUCUGGUUCUAUAGUCAGCUCCUGCCGUGAGAUUGUCAGUGCAAUUGUUCGAAAGAAACGGUCAGAGAUGGAUUUAGAAGCUGAUUUUGAGCUGGAGGAGCUGAAUAAGAUCAAGACUGAGUGCUGUAAUUGGAUUCAAGUGUGCAGCCUUCUCCUUUCAGAGAUCAAAGGCACUCCUGUCUCUUUUCUGGAUUUAGAAGAACUGAGAAACCUCUUUGGAUCAGAGGAAUUGCAACUGAAGCUUAAGCUUAAGGACGCGAUCAUUUCUUCAACUCAAGAAGGGCUUAGAGCUGAUGAUGCCAACAGCUACAAGAAACCCAUAACACAGGAAGAAACAUUAACAGUAAAGGAGGAAAUUGCUCUUACACAGCAGCAGCCCAGUGCUGGUGCAGAUGAUCUGAGUGAAGGUGGUGAAGCUACUGCAGACAUGAUCAGAUAUGUAGGACACGACUCCAACAUCCACCUGAAGUCCCUGAAGUCAGACAUCAUUUCUGUCACGGGGAGGGAGAUGACUGCCAGCAAGUCGUCAACUCCCUUUUCUCAGAAAGAGUUUGAAGCCCUUGCCAUGCUGGAACACCUGCAAGUGCAGCUCCUAGAAACAGAGAUCCGUGCUCAGAAUGCAGAGGAGAGAGCUGAAGGUUUUGAGAAGAAGCUGGAAGAAGCUCUGGAGAAAAUCCAGGAGCUAGAGAGAGAGCUGGAGAAAAAGGGGAAAGUUGUCCCUGAAGCUACACCCAAAGAAGGGCAAGAAAAAUGUUUCCAAGAAAGCGUGUCAGAAGGCGAGCCCUGCUCAAGUCCCAAAGCGUCUACCUCUGGGCAGUUCAAGGGAUCCAGAAAAAGCAAACAUUAAAGAACAGCAAUGCCUGAGUAGUUUCUUAGUGUCCAUUCCUAAUAGCAUCUCAUUCCCAGUCCAGUGCCUUUGCUCCUUAUCUCUGCUACUCCCCUCUGUGUGCCAUCUCAGCAUUUAUGCUGUUUUUCUAGCUGGCUCUACCACUUCCAUACCUGUCUUGCUUAUCCACUACUUCCUUCCACAACUCUAACACGUUUACAGUUUGUUCGCCCUCUUAUUGUACUGAGAUGGCAUUUAAAACACAUACCCCAUCUCCCUGUGAUUUCUAUGCUUGGCAUCUGAGUCCCCUGGCUCCUCAUAUGCAGUACCCCUACAGCCUGAACAAGCCAAACUGCCCAGCAAGGCGGUUGCCCAGGGCUGCUGCUUCUGUCAGUCCCCAGCCCAGGACAGUCUGUGUGGUUAUAAAGCUCUGCAAGGACAGCAGCAGCUGCCUGGAUUUGGCAUGAGUCUGCAGUUUGACCCAGUCUCAGCUCGGAAGAGCAGGCAGUGAAACUGUCAGGAAUUGCAUCUGCUACAGACAGCCCCUGCCAACUCCUCUGGAGUAAAUUCUAUUUUGAAACCAUCGUAUAUCAGUAAUACUGAAGUACAUUUUUAAAUGAUGUUUCCUUCUGUAAGGUUUUUGAAUGUAAUACCUCCUGAAGGUAAAACGACAAGUUUCUGACAGCUCUGUGUAUGUCAAAGAGAAAAGAUCCUGCUGGAACAAGGGUUCUUUGGAACUGAGGAUGCUCUUAGCUUUCAUUUGCCUUUUCUGCAACUUUGCAGAAAUGUUACAUAUUUGAAAAAAAUAUGCCUGACUUCUGCAGAUAGGAGUGCAAAUAGAGUGAUGUGGGCCCUGGCACAGUACCAUGUGUCUCUGAAAGUCUUAAUUCUCAGGCUCUGUUGUUUCUUUCAGACAUUACUUGCAGGUGAUUGUCCUUGAUGUGCCAAGGAACCUUGGUCUGGGUGGAUCAUUUUACAGGGAGUUAGAAAUGUAGCCUGAGAAGCGUUUGGAGAAGGGAUCGUCUGCAGCUAACUGGUGUGCAGUAUCACACCAUUUUGCUCUAGGUUGGGAAACAGGGGCUUACCCUAGCAUCAAAAUUAAAAAACAGAACCAGACUUAGAGAAGUAAAUACACAGCUCAUGUUCAUCAGUGGAAGGUUACAGAGCUGUUCCACUUCCCAGAGCUAGCUUUCUAUGGCUGGAUCACAACUGAGAUCUAUUACAGACAAACAAGCAGCAGCUGAGGGCAUCCUGCAGCCCUCUCCUGAGAGGGUUACAGUGGCAGAAUG
This is a messenger RNA of Cygnus olor (mute swan), 4510 nucleotides long. RefSeq names its product axonemal dynein light chain domain containing 1 (gene AXDND1). The record is from RefSeq and is a predicted model, not a curated record. Lineage: Eukaryota; Metazoa; Chordata; Aves; Anseriformes; Anatidae. Bases 87 to 3242 code for a protein of 1051 amino acids. The transcript has 26 exons.